This is a messenger RNA of Oryza sativa Japonica Group (Japanese rice), 1089 nucleotides long. RefSeq lists its product as uncharacterized. The record is from RefSeq and is a predicted model, not a curated record. NCBI's taxonomy places the organism in Eukaryota, Viridiplantae, Streptophyta, Magnoliopsida, Poales, Poaceae.
UUUGACUUGCACGGAGUAGAUGGGCGAUGGCCGUAGCCGGUGGACCGAUAUGGAGGUUCGUGUGUUUCUUGAGAGCUGCUUGGAGGAGAUGGCAGCGUUCACCAUCACCUCCAACUCCCCCAAGCCGCAGGCAUGGCAGAACCUAAUACACAAGAUGUACACCAAGUGCAAGAAGAAGGUGAACAAGGCUCAAUUGGAGUACAUUUGGGGGCAGUGUAAGAAGCGGUACAACAGGUGGGUGUGGCUAGAAUCGCAUGCAAGCGGGCUGGGUCGUGAUCCCCAUACAUCAGCCAUUGUUGCCGAUGAUGAGUGGUGGGAAAGCAAGAAUGCGCAAAAUAAAGGUGUCUUAAGCUUCAGGAAUGAUCCUCUGAAGCACAUUGACCUUCACCACGCGGUAUUCAGUGGGCACACAGUUGUCGGAAACCACUCCGCCGUCGCAGGGGCAGCCCCACAGGCACCGCAAGGAGCAGUUCAGUGGCAGACCAUCGACAUGGCGCAGCUCGCUGCUGCUUAUAGACCACCACCUCCAACUCCACCCCCAACGGCAGCAGACCGGGGCAAGGGAAAGAGGCCAGCAGCAAACACUACUGCCUCAGGGAGUUCUUCCAAGAAGUCACGAAGCGACUCCGCUGGACUGGCUUUGGAGAGGAUUGCGGACAUCCGAGAGCAGAGCUACCAGAGUCGUGUUGCUCAGAUGGAAGCAGAGAAGUCUAUGGGCCUUGAUGCGUGCAUGGAGUUGGUGGAAAAUGAUGGCCAUGAAAUUGGAGGAAGUGUGUGGUAUGCUGCUUGUGCGCUAUUCCGUGACCCAUUCACCUGCAAAUGCUUUGUUCGAAUCAAGGACGCCGCUAGGCGCUUGGAAUUUAUACGCACUGGUGGUACUGGACAGUCAUCUGGUGGCACCUGGUAGUUUGUGCACUGUACUUUACUUUGAGUUGUGAUGGGCGAUGUUUUUCAAAUAAACCAUUAUUUAUGUUUAGAACUCAGUGUGCUAACAAUUUUUACAUUCUGUGAGUCCGUAAACAUUUGCGGCUUUAUAUCCAAUUCGAGCAACUACGUAUUCCAUUGCAUUGCUUUUAUAUCCAAAUAAUU